UCGUAUUGAGUAAGCAUGUGAGAGUUGUAAGGAGACUUCAUUCAUGGCCUAGCUGUGAGAACUAGUAUGUAAACAGAGCGCGUGGUCUGUACCCCGCACGACUAGCGACCGUGACGGCUGUAGCCUGGGAGACUGAUGUUCCUCACUCCUAGGUGGUUGGACUGCCUUUGUCUUCCGUCUUGAUACCGUUGUUUAGCGAUGUCGGGAUUACUGCUCCACUGACAGGUUCUCUGUAGAUGACAUACAUGUGGGAGAGGAUUUACACCAAUAGUUAGUUUAUACAGAUCAUCGAUAUGGAAUAUUUUACAACGUAAACCGCUGUGUAGUGGAUGUCAUCGGUAUGUGUGAAACGUCAGUAUUUAUUUGGGAGAUAAUUCGUUAAACCCUAAAUCAGUGGAAGGCCAUGCUAUAAAGGGUAGGGACCCCCCUACAAUGUGAUCGGAGACAGCCGAGGAUUAUAUAGGUAACGUGUGUAUACACAGAUUAGGAAUCAAUCUUCUCGACAUCGACAAAUCACGAUUUCUGGUAUAACAUUUUCAUGUUUGAGUGAAAACUUCCUAUAGAUGUAAUUGUCGUUACGGACGAACCUUCUUUAUUGUUACGUCCGUAACGAGGAUGGCUGGUCUGUCCGGUGUGGGCGUUUUCUGGGCCUUCUCCUCCCUAUUAGCUGCCCUGGCGGGGAGUGUGGGGUUUUACAUGCCCUUCUGGUUACGGGGGUAUAUGGGGGAGACACCAGUGUACUUCGGAGUUUUCCGGAGAUGUAACUACCCCCGGAUGAACGAGUUCGGAUCCCUGGUAAUGGUAGAACAGUGCGGACGUUACUCCACGUUCGAAGACAUUCCCAGUCUGUCCUGGCAAAUCGGGACCCUGACAAUCGGAGUUGGAUGUGGACUGGCCAUGCUGGUGUCUCUCACCGCUAUACUUGCCGUGUGUAUCCAGGGAAUUGUGUCACCGACCAUAGCCCGGGUGGCCGGGAUACUACAGCUGUGUGCGGGAAUACUCAUUGGAGCUGGGGUGGGGAUUUAUCCUAACGGCUGGGACAGCUCAGAGGUACAACAGGCAUGUGGCUACACGUCACAGCCGUAUUACAUGGGGGACUGUACUCUAUUCUGGUCUUUCUACCUAACAGCGGCCGGAGCAGCCGUGACUUUGAUUGGCUCAGCAAUGUCCUGUCACGCCAGUAAACGCAAGUUUGGCCACGCAUCUUAUGCCGAUAUGUGAUAACACCGGUCUGAGACUGUUACUAAGGAGCCCUUGACCAAUGAUGACCGACCAACCCUCUAGUAAACCAAAGUAGUGGAGGAAAGCCAUUGUAUUCCCAUCGUGUCUUGUUUGUUUCCCUAGCAACGUCACACGUAGCGACAUCCUUGUACCCUUUGGGACCAAACAUAGCUGAAAUCAUUAACAAUGGUUUUCGGACAAUAUUGCGAUAUUCAGUCGGCAUAUCUUGUAUAUGUUUGUACUAGAUUAUAAACAUGUCUCUGCUACAUUGAGGACAUAUGUUACUAUUUGACAAAAUUAUCCGACAAAACGACGAAGUUUCACAGUUGAAGAAGUGACGGUGGCUCAUCAAUGAGCCUCACAGUGACUACGGACUCUGUAACCAGAGUAACGUGGUUGUCGCCAGUGUCAGUUAGGGAUUAAUGACAUCCAGAGAAAUGAGAGUCAUUUUCGCCCUCCAAUUAAAGGAACGGUUCACUGCUGUCCGGCAGAAUUAUGAUAGCAUUGGUGUACAUGGACCAUGCUGCCGUUGAUAUAAUUACGUGGUGCUAGACUUGUGUUACUGGGGUAGGACAGAAAGCAUUAUGUCGAGCUAACAGAUAGUCUUCCUGUCGGAAUCGGAGGUGUAAUCCGUCAUGGACACACAUUAGUACGGUACCAAACUAUGGCAAAGUAACCGAGACCAAGACAUCUCUGUACAAAGGAAUCUGUUGGGAAAAUUAAGAUCUGACUUUUAAUUACAAGUUUGGAUUGUAAAGUAUCGGCGUCCGUAUUCGCUUUGUUUGUACGCUCCCAACAUCAAUUACAGCCUCUGUGAUGUACGGCCAUUGUCGUGCCGGCAAAGAUUUAGGAUUGAACUGUAGGACACGUGAGUCAAAUGAUUAGUGUGUUGUACAUAUUAAAGGGCCGGUAAGGGUCGGGUUCACCCAUCCUAACAAAGCAGUGUAGAUACGAAGGGUAAAGAAAGGUCGGGAUGCUCAGGUCAAAUACAGUUACAACUAAUAAUAAAGGUCAAGGGUGACAGUACAAAUAAGGUCAUCCGCCAUAAACUAGUAAAGGUCAACCGUCGUACACAGGAAAGGGUCAGGAGUCAAGGACAAUUUUUGGGGACUUAGAAUUAAACGUCGUGUAGUGUAAUAUAAGGCCAUGAACACGAGCCUAAUAUUUAUCUAUGAUCUAUACAUAGGGAAACGAGUUAACAGAAAAAAAACCCGGUUACUUUGAUCUCGAGACUUCCCCUGUGAGAUGUCCUUGAAGAUUACGGUAUUAAUGUCCCUACGCGAUACGAUCUGUAUCUCGAUUCUUGAUGUAUGGAUGUUUCCAGAUUUUAUAUUGCUUUGGAGGAAAAAAAGGAAUAGAUAUGUGGAGAUAGGAGACGUUGCUGGCUUCUUUGGGAAAGGAAAGACUUUCGACUUUAUUGCAAAAAUUCAUGUGGAAGAUGAUUGAACAAAGGCAUGAUGUGUAGAUAUUGGUGUACCCCCAUUAAAUCGGGCGUUUUACUGAUGCCUGCCUGCUAUUUUGAAAAUUACCCUUUGCGUGAUCGGACUAUUUCUUUAAUCUAAUUGGAACAAAAUGGGUUCUGAAUUAUUUAGAACACAAAGAAAACAUGCCAAAUUGGAUUCUUGUUAUCGGCACGGAGAGGGUGUCAAGUAAACGUCUGGAGAAAAUUAAAGUUGUUCGCAUUAAAGCCCAGUCACCUUUAGUUGGAAGCUGGUUAUACGAUUGACGAUAAAGGAGACCUGCGCAGUAGAUUGAUCCAGAGUAACUGUAAUUGGCAAUUACCCUGUACGUAAUUCACUGUAUUUACUGGCUUAACUACGAAUGGAUGCCCACUAAGUAGUGAACGUUUCACUUUUUAUCCUCGUGAAUGUUAUUUAAAUAUUUUGUUACGACAUUUUGACAACAACUUAAUUGGUUUUAAAUGUGACAUGUUUCUAUUUUAAUUCCGUGUGACAGGCACAGUUCCAGUGAUGUAUGGUCGACACGGAGACGCAUGCAAUCGUGUCCGAUCCC
Pecten maximus is the source of this 3234-nucleotide messenger RNA. RefSeq names its product LHFPL tetraspan subfamily member 6 protein-like. The transcript is spliced from 3 exons. The coding region runs from base 616 to 1221 and encodes 201 amino acids. NCBI's taxonomy places the organism in Eukaryota, Metazoa, Mollusca, Bivalvia, Pectinida, Pectinidae. The record is from RefSeq and is a predicted model, not a curated record. Gene Ontology annotation, cellular component: membrane.